This is a messenger RNA of Gossypium raimondii (Peruvian cotton), 1202 nucleotides long. RefSeq names its product transcription and mRNA export factor ENY2. Gene Ontology annotation, biological process: poly(A)+ mRNA export from nucleus; regulation of transcription by RNA polymerase II; positive regulation of DNA-templated transcription. Gene Ontology annotation, cellular component: SAGA complex; nuclear pore; DUBm complex. The transcript is spliced from 5 exons. The coding region runs from base 547 to 882 and encodes 111 amino acids. Gene Ontology annotation, molecular function: chromatin binding; transcription coactivator activity. NCBI's taxonomy places the organism in Eukaryota, Viridiplantae, Streptophyta, Magnoliopsida, Malvales, Malvaceae. The record is from RefSeq and is a predicted model, not a curated record.
UGGCUCUUAGGUUCCACAAAUAUCUAGCACCUGUUCAGGUUGGACAUAUGCAGCUGAAUCCACCUGCAAUUCAAUGAAAAAACAAAGAGAGACAUAAAAACAGCUACCCAAUAUACAUGGAUGGGCAAUUGGACACUAUGUUGGUCCAUAUUAGUAAGAUCUGAGGGUUAGGGUUCUACAUUUAUUUUCUCUAAUAUCAAAAGAGUUCCAACAAAAUUCUUAUACUAAGGGCAGUAUCUAAAUCUAAGGCCUAACAAGCUAACAGCUAUGGAAUUCUUUAUGUGAAGGGCCUGUGUCCAUUCUUGAAAAAGGCUUAAAGAGAUGGCCUUGUAAAAUGCAACUAAAUCUAGGGGCGAAUCUGGUAAAAUACUUCCUGUCUGAAAUCUCCCCUACGUUGUCGUUUCUAGGUGACGGUGGAGGCCAAGGAAAAAAAAUUUUAAAAUCCCUUCUUUUUUUCUUUGGGUUCUAGCUGUUUCGAAGUCAUAAAAAUUGCUCCAAUUUCCUCACAAAUUUUCAUUUCUAUUUUGGGAGAUUUAAUUUAACAUCAUGAAACAUUCAGUAAAUCGGCCUCCAACCCCUGAUGGUGCAGAAGAUCAAGGGAAUGAACCCACCCUUCAAGAAAUUAUUAAUAUCAAGUUAAUUGAAAGCGGGGAAAAAGAGAGAUUAAUGGAACUGUUAAGAGAAAGACUUAUAGAAUGUGGAUGGAAGGAUGAGAUGAAAGCUCUUUGCAGAUCAUAUGUUAAGAAGAAAGGAAGAAAUAAUGUCACUUUGGAUGACCUUGUUCAUUUGAUCACCCCAAAAGGCAGAGCUUCUGUCCCAGACUUCGUAAAGGCUGAGCUAUUGCAAAGAAUUCGUUCUUUUCUCAUGUCCGCUGCUCUUUGACCAUCAGCAUGCAUUGAUUAGCAAAGAGGGGGGAAAGUUACAGAGCUGUCAGCUGCGCAAUAUAGACUUCAAUGAAGCCUCAAUAGGGUUCGUCUUUAGCAUCUUGUUGAAUGAUUACACCAAUGGAAUGAAUAGGGUUUGCAGCCAUGAGGAUGUAAUUUCAUUUAUCCAUUCUUGCUGUGAUAGGAUCAGCAAAUUACAGAUGGUUUCGGUUGUCUACAAACGCUUCUAUUGCUGGGUUUAAGGGAGGAAAACUGUGCAUUAGAUCAACAUAUUUGACCUUGUAAAUCCUCUGAUUGAAGCUAUACUUCUUUCCAUGA